Aptenodytes forsteri (emperor penguin) is the source of this 5089-nucleotide messenger RNA. It is a transcript of the gene PTDSS1, whose product is annotated as phosphatidylserine synthase 1. Gene Ontology annotation, molecular function: L-serine-phosphatidylethanolamine phosphatidyltransferase activity. The transcript has 13 exons. The record is from RefSeq and is a predicted model, not a curated record. NCBI's taxonomy places the organism in Eukaryota, Metazoa, Chordata, Aves, Sphenisciformes, Spheniscidae. The coding region runs from base 650 to 1768 and encodes 372 amino acids. Gene Ontology annotation, biological process: phosphatidylserine biosynthetic process.
GAGAAUUUUCAUCUGUCCUCCCACACGAGCGUUCGAAACCUUGUUUUUGCUGCAUGAAUGCUUAUAUUUCAAAGUCAGCAUCAAAGUUCCUAAGGCUAAGUGAGGAGAUGAUUUAGCACAUUUUCCUGAUUGCAGCUUGUUGUGAUUGUUUCUUUCCUCCAACAGUUAUUUUGCUUCCCUGUUUCUUUUGGCGCUCCCCAAAACAGUUCUUCCAGGCAAACACUAUAAUUCUUAUUCUAACUAGCACACAGAGGCGAGUCUCUUGCUCCCACCUGUUUUUACCUGCUUCUGGCAAGAACAUUGCAUGUCUAUCCCUUUUGAAAGGUAUCUGCAAGCCAAAAUGCAAUCCCUCUACCACUUACUUGGAAUGAAAUGCAGUUUAACACCACAUACAACAUCUUUGCUGAUUUUUGGGGGAAGUGGUGCCAACAUAACUAGGACAGCUUUCCUGAAGCUGAGUAGUACUCAGAAUCCUGAUAUGCAAGGGUGAGGACCCUUCAGCCCAGCUGGCACGACAAUUAGGGAUGAUUCUGUCCCAGAGGAUAAUAUUUGGAGGGGUAUCCUCUCUGUGAUUUUCUUCUUUCUAAUCAUCAGUGUUCUAGCUUUUCCUAAUGGACCAUUUACACGUCCCCACCCUGCAAUAUGGAGAAUGGUUUUUGGUCUCAGUGUGCUCUAUUUUCUGUUCCUGGUGUUCGUGCUCUUCCUUAACUUUGAGCAGGUAAAAGCAGUGAUGUACUGGCUGGAUCCUAAUCUUCGAUAUGCCACAAGGGAAGCAGAUAUUAUGGAGUAUGCUGUGAACUGUCAUGUUAUCACCUGGGAGAGAAUCCUCAGCCACUUUGAUAUAUUUGCUUUUGGGCAUUUCUGGGGCUGGGCUAUGAAGGCUUUGCUGAUCCGCAGCUAUGGGCUGUGCUGGACUAUUAGCAUCACCUGGGAGCUCACUGAGCUCUUCUUCAUGCACCUUCUGCCUAAUUUUGCUGAAUGCUGGUGGGAUCAAGUCAUUUUGGACAUCCUGCUUUGUAACGGGGGUGGCAUCUGGUUGGGCAUGGUAGUUUGUCGUUUCUUGGAGAUGAGGACCUAUCACUGGGCAAGCUUCAAGGACAUUCACACGACCACAGGGAAAAUCAAAAGAGCUGUAUUGCAGUUCACCCCAGCCAGCUGGACCUAUGUCCGCUGGUUUGACCCUAAGUCUUCAUUUCAAAGAGUGGCUGGAAUCUACCUUUUCAUGAUCAUUUGGCAGCUGACUGAGUUGAACACAUUCUUUUUGAAACAUAUCUUUGUGUUCCAAGCAAGCCACCCUUUAAGCUGGGGGAGAAUUCUCUUCAUAGGAAUCAUUACAGCACCCACUGUAAGGCAAUACUAUGCGUACCUCACAGAUACACAGUGCAAGAGGGUGGGAACUCAGUGCUGGGUGUUCGGGGUUAUUGCUUUCCUUGAAGCUAUUGUGUGCAUAAAGUUUGGACAGGAUCUUUUUUCCAAAACACAAAUACUGUAUGUUGUGUUUUGGCUUCUCUGUGUGGCCUUUACAACUUUCCUGUGUUUAUAUGGUAUGGUUUGGUACGCAGAAUACUACGGCCACCGAGAAAAGACCUUAUCAGAAAGUGAAGACAGCCCAUACAGUCCAGAUGCUUCCUGGCUUCAUUCUAAAUUCACCAGAGCAGGUGCUGACAAUAGUCCACCAAAACAUUCAGUCAAUAGUGAAAGCCAUUCAUCUAGAAGGAGGAAUCGGCACUCCAAAUCAAAAGUAACGAAUGGAAUCGGCAAGAAGUAAGAAUGGUCUCUGAAGAUAUCCUACAGUGUGACCAGAGGUGACAAAGAAAAUCAGACCUGAAUUGGCUCUGAAUUUCCAAAUGGAAGAUUGAUUUUUAAAUUUAAAAGUUAAAGAAAGGAGGUGUUGAAGGAAAGGAUGAUCAAGAUGGAGCCACCAGCGUGUAGUGCAAAUCAUUGCCUGCUGACACUUGCCAUUCACGGAUUUAAAUCUAGUUUCUUCAGUGUGUGGCACCAAAAGCUAAUGAAGAGUAUGCUGGAAAGAAAAGUAAUUUUGUCAUAGCAGGUACACCCUGUUUUGUGUUCAGGUGUUACAAGUGCAUUUUUAAUAUCUUAGUUGAGGACUUAAACACAAAGGUUAGUAAACUGAUAAUCAGUUGGCAUAGUUGGUUGGAUUUUUUUGUUUUGCUUUGUUUUACUGUGUUUUUGUUGUUUUCUAGAAGAGUGUGCAAUCCUUUGACUAAAAGCAACUCUGCCCUUCUUUCUCAGUCUCACGCUAAACUUUUCUGUACAACAGUUAGUAAGUAUUUAAAAUUUCCAUACUUGUAUCCAUCUGCUUGCUUUUAUGUAAAGGCUCUUUAGACCUGGUGACAGGGUUUUACCAGCAAAUAAAUGGGUCCAGGUUUCUUGUAAAGAAUGUGAAACUGAUCUUCAAACAUGGUUCUUUUGUUGCGCAUUGUCCUUCUGCUUGACAGUUACACAUUCGAUUUCUUUUAUGUUUUUAAAAUACUUAGAUAAAAGCCUGUUGCAAAGUAGAGGGCCGUGCCUCCUGCCCUCAGAGACAGAUUUCAUGUCACUUAGUUGUUUUUCCUCCUUUACUGCAGCGUAUUUUGCACCUUCAAGUGCAAAUAUGUCACUUUUUCAGCUGUGACACAUUGUGUACAAUGUUCCUUCCCACUCCCCUCUAAUUUGCCUCUGCCUCAGCUGGAACCAGAAAUCCCAGUGUCUUCAGACUGAUAUCAGAAACUGCUUUGAAGGCUCUGAUGCCCUACUAAGCCUGGUGAUAAGGCAGUUUUUUGCUGAAGCCGAGUUGCUUACUACUUCCAUAAACAUAAUUAUUUGUGAAAGCUUGCUGUAGUCUUUGGUGUCUGAGAGGCAGUAUGAUAUUACUAUGAUAUACCCCAUUGCUUUGGUAUUUCCUAUCAUGCAGUCAGAUACCCAACAGCAAAGUCACUCUUUCUUGCAAGGUGGGGUUUUUUUGUGUGGUUUGUUUUUGUUUUGUUUUGUUUUUUUAAUGUAUUAAUUCUGACAUCCAGCAAAGUGGAUAAUUCGCCAGCAGUGAACAUAAUGAUUAAGUCAAGAGGUAAACAAUCAAGAGCAAUCAGUUCCUGUAUUACGUUAUCAAAAUGUUUUUGUGCCAAUUAGAUUUUGGGAUUCAUGGGGUUCAGAGGGGUAGAUAGCUUAAGCAAGGAUAAGUAAUACCCAUUUAGUCACUUAGUCUUCAUAAGAAAAUGGGAUUUCCUUUUUCUUUGAAUAAUGUUACUGUGAUUUGCCACAGGCUAAGUACUGAAAAAAAGAAUGCAGCAGAGACUUUAUACAAGUGUAUGAUACUGUAAAUAGAAAAAAGUAUCCUGUGUAAUCCAUUAAUUCCUAUGUGCCACAGAUUAUUGAUGUUUUCAAUGCACUUAAGUGUUGCUGCUGAACUCCUCGGAAGCCCUUAAUUUCCCACCCCCCUUUUCAAUCAAACAUAAAGUGUACAACUUGGGAAGUAACAUAGUAGAAGCUGCUAUAUCAUCAUUGCUACAGUGACAUUAAAUGUUACAUGAGAAAAAAUGUUAGGAAGACUUCCAGGCUUUCCUACAACUACUUGGUUUCCAUUCAUACUAUAGCAAUUCCAUGUAUUGCCUCCUUAUUCGUAAUGUACUACAUACUGAUGAAUGUAUUUGUAGAUUUCUUUGGAUACUGAGACUUGUUACUUUUUUAUUUUCUUGGUUAAUAACUCAGUCUGUGUAAGACUGAAGAAUGGCAUUGUAAAUUUUCUAUCGAUUCGAUACCAAAGCAAGAGAUUGGAAGCCUAACGGUUUAGAUAUAUUAAGUACUGUGGUUUUCAAAGAUGAGAGCUUGUUUUGUACUUGCAAGGAGUAUACACACCAACUAUGUAUACAAAGCUUACGUGUGUAAGCAGAUGCUGAAGUACAAUAUCUACUUGCCUGUGGGGACAAGCACACAUUUUGUAAAUGCAGACCUGGUGCUCACACUGCUGAACUGCACCCUAAAGGUAUUGGAAAGGCAAAUACGAAGUGUCAUCUUGUUGGAAGCUGACUUCUGUAUACUAUUACAACAGCUUGGCCUUGAAGAAAUGUUGUUUGACAACAACUUUAAAAAUACUUCCCAUGAAGCCUUUUCACUUUAAUUUUUUUGUGUUUGGUUGGGCUUUUUUAUGGUGUGGUUUUUUUUUUUUACUACUUUAAAAGAGGGAUGGCUAGGGAGAGGGGAAACUUAAGUAAACUAUUCUAGUGCUGCUUGGAAAAUGGCACUUUGUGUCCUCUGUCAGCAGUUCUGGCUGGAAUUCAUGUGUUCUCACAAGUCCUCCACUGACUGACAACUGCGCCCCAUCAUUUUGGAUGUGAACUUUGCACUGUCAGGCAUUGGAAAGGUGCUUUUGAUCACUGCUGUAAAAUUAGUGAUCUCAAUUUUAUCAUUUACUGCGCUAUUGCUGAAUUCUGUAUGUAUAUAACACCUACAAUGACAAAUCACUGAGCUGUUUAGCAGCAAGCAUCCAUGUAUGAGUUCUGCUGCUUGAACAGUAUUUUGUAACAGUCAUAGAUGCACUGUCCUGUUUUCAACUACUUGUUCUGUCACAGCCUCUCAUUCCUACUUUCCUGCUUCUGAUGUUCUUUCCUUUCUUUGUCCUCUAGUGAUCUCCCCUGCUGCUGUGGAGAGAUCUGAAUUGGCCCUCCAGAGGCUGUCCAUCAAUGAUGUCAGUCAUUGAAGGGAGGCUAAUUCGGGGCAGCGUGGUGUAAGCAGAGGGUAGUGGCAAGAACUUUAAGUAGUGGAUUAAAUAAAAAUGGAAAGUUUUAAAAUGCAGGUAUAUAGUGAACCAGAGCUAGCCUUGAGUACUGGAUUCCAGUAUUAAAGUUGCUGCAUAGAUCAUACACAUCUAAUUAAAUAUUUGGAGUGUGAUUUCAACCAGUGCUUUUGUUACUCUUCUGUGAAGAUCGUCAUUUGAUGUUCCAGCUGUUAAAACUUUAAUAUUUUUUACUUUGUUAUCACAAGAGGACACAGAUGUUACCAUGUAUUUAAUAGUUUUUGAAUAGAGUUGCUCUGUAUUAAUUGCAAAGUAUUGUAUUUUGCAAUAACUCAGUAAAUCAACCCAUGUCACCAG